Messenger RNA from Malaclemys terrapin pileata, 8202 nucleotides. RefSeq names its product zinc finger protein 3-like. Gene Ontology annotation, biological process: regulation of DNA-templated transcription. Lineage: Eukaryota; Metazoa; Chordata; Testudines; Emydidae. Bases 59 to 2248 code for a protein of 729 amino acids. The transcript has 10 exons. The record is from RefSeq and is a predicted model, not a curated record.
GGCUCGCGGCGCGCGCAGCGGAGGGACCGUGACCCUGAGGCGACUGGGCGGUCGGGCAAUGGCUCAGCUGGGACAAGGCUACAGAAUAACGUCCACGUUUUGCUCCAGAUCAUCCCAUCCUCCCAGGGGGAAGGAAAUGGCCACAAUGGAGCUGACUCAGACUGUUGGGAUUCCUAUCAGGGAGCCACCAGCAGGGUCCAGAGACAACCCCAUCUCCUAUAUCAAGCUCUGGCUAGUAGGGGCCGGUGACUUUCGAGGAGGUGGCUGUGUAUUUCACCAGGGAAGAGGGGGCUCUGCUGGACCCCACUCAGAGAGCCUCUACAGGGAUGUCAUGAAGGAGAACUAUGAGACGGUGAUCUUGCUGGGGUUUCCAAUUUCCAAACCUGAAGUGAUCUCGCAGCUGGAACGAGGGGAAGAGCCGUGGCUCCCAGACCUCCAGGGCUCUGAGAAAGAAGUGUUCCCGAGAGCUGCCUUCACAGGGAGUGACCUAUGUCUGGAUUCUCCCUGUCUCCCAUCAGGUGAUGGGAUGGUGAGUGAGAAUGAGGAGGAGAAACCCCAGCAGGAAGAUGCUGAGCAACUAGAACCACAUAGAACAUUAUCAGGAAGAUCCAAAGGGAAUGUUUCCGGGAGUUGUGCACUCCCAGAAAAAGCAAAAGCCUGUGAGACUCAGCAGAGGCCAGAGGGAAACUUUAGUAGCCACUCAGACCUUAUAGCACGCGACAGAAUCAACUUGGAAGAGACACGCUACACAUGCCAUGAGUGUGGGAAAAGCUUCAAUCGGAGCUCACACCUUAUCAGACAUCAGAGAAUCCACACAGGGGAGACGCCCUACACGUGCUCGGAGUGCGGGAAAAGCUUCAAUCAGAGCUCUGCCCUGAGCACAAACUGGAGAAUCCACACAGGCUACAGAAUAAUGUCCACAUUUUGCUCCAGAUCAUCCCAUCCUCCCAGGGGGAAGGAAAUGGCUGCAAUGGAGCUGGCUCAGGGGCCAGUGACUUUCGAGGAGGUGGCUGUGUAUUUCACCAGUGGAGAGGGGGCUCUGCUGGACCCCGCUCAGAGAGCCCUCUACAGGGAUGUCAUGAAGGAGAACUAUGAGACGGUGGUCUUUCUGGGGUUACCAGUUUCCAAACCUGAUGUGAUCUUGCAGCUGGAACAAGGGGAAGAGCCGUGGGUCCCAGACCUCUACGGCUCUGAGAAAAAAGUGCUCCUGAGAGCUGCCUGCACAGGUGUUGGGAUGGUGAGUGAGAAUGAGGAGAAUCCCCAGCAGGAAGAUGCUGAGCAAGUAGAACCACAUGGGAUGUUAUCAGGAAGAUCCAAAGGGAAUUUUUCUGGGAGUUGUGAACUCUCAGAAAAAGCAAAAGCCUGUGAGACUCAGCAGAGGCCAGAGGAAAACUUAAAUAGCCACUCUGACCUUAUUACACACGAGAGAAUCAACUUGGAAGAGACACGCUACACAUGCCACGAGUAUGGGAAAAGCUUCAAUGGGAGCUCAGACCUUUUCACAUAUCAGGGAAUCCACAGAGGAGAGAGACCCUACAUGUGCUCUGAGUGUGGGAAAUGCUUCAAUCGGAACUCACACCUUAUCUCACAUCAGACAGUCCACACGGGUGAUAAACCUUAUGAAUGCUCUGAGUGCGGGAAACGCUUCAAUCGGAGCUCAUACCUUAACACACACAGGAGAAUCCACACGGGUGAGAAACCUUAUGGAUGCUGUGAGUGUGGGAAAGGCUUCAGUUGGAGCUAUGCCCUUAUCGCACAUCGGAGAAUCCACACAGGAGAGACACCCUACACAUGCUCUGAGUGUGGGAAAAGCUUUAAUCGGAACUCACAACUUAUCACACAUCGUAGAAUCCACACAGGAGAGAAACCCUACACGUGCUCUGAGUGCGGGAAAUGCUUCAGUCGGACGUCAGCCCUUAUCACACAUCGGAGAAUCCACACAGGAGAGACGCCCUACACAUGCUCUGAAUGUGGGAAAAGCUUCAAUCAGAGCUCAAACCUUAUCACACAUCGGAGAAUCCACACCGGAGAGAUGCCCUACACAUGCUCUGAGUGCGGGAAAAGCUUCAAACAGAGCUCUAGCCUGAGCAGACAUCAGAGAAUCCACACAGGAGAGAGACCCUACACGUGCUCUGAGUGCGGGAAAAACUUCAUUGAGCGCUCAGACCUUGUCAGACAUCGUAGAAUCCACAGUGGAGAGAGACUCUGCGUGUGGGAAAAGCUUAAAUCAGAGGUCAUUCCCUAUUAGACAUCAGAAAAUCCAAAUGGGAGCAAACUGUAAGAAAUGCCUUGAUUAGGGCUGGCCAAAGAUUUGUUUGUUUAAAAAAAAAAUCACAUUUGCUAAUUCCAAUAUAGUGAUCUUUGCAUCAUCUUCACCGAGUUCUCUCAGCUCCCCCAGAUGAGUUGCCUGCUUCUGCCUUUUGCAGCUCACCCUUCUUUGGGGUCAGUCCUGUGAUCUUUUCUAUCAACUCCUUUCCUUUUGAGUCGUAGGAGUGUGUGUCCCUACAGCCAGGAAUGUUCAUCAGCUCCAGGUGCGGGAGAGAGGGUUGAUCCCAACAAGCUACACUGAGGCAAAAACUACCUGUGCCUUACAUCCACCAGGACUGUACAUGGCGUUGGCUGCUCAAGUUAGUGAUCUUGGUGUAAAAAGACAAUUAUAGUUGUAGAGCAGAUGCAGCCCAGGUGCAGUGGUUGGUAUUAGCUUUCCCCUUGACCUGUGCUAAACUCCAUGACUUUUCCUAGUCUAAACAAACCCUGAGCAUCAUGGUUAUACUGUUCCCCCAGUUCAAAGCAAUUGCUAGUCAUCAAGUUCCCCCUUGGGGAACAAAUUGUUUCAUUCCCAGUUGCUCUGAUGUUGCUUCAGGUUGUGCUGGAGAGCAGAUAUUUUUAUUACCGUUUUCCUCACUUAAAAUAUAUUGAACUAUAACAAAGAGCAGGAACAGGGCAGGGAUAGGGAAAAAUGUCAUUUCACUCGCUGUAACAACAGAAGAAGCUAGGGUAAGUCAGAGGGAUUCCCUUAUUCCCCAUCACCAUCCCAACCCCCCUGUUGUUCAAUUGGUUAGGUCAAUAUUUUUUCUAAAGGGGUGGGAAGAGGAUUCCUUAUUAAAUGACAUGUAAAAUACCCAUGCAUUGGGCUCCCAAAACAGUUGUGCCUCAGGCCCUGCAGGAGGUCGCUCCUGAAGAUAUCUCCUUCCUAAUCAGGUGCAUGUUGCCUAUUAUUUGGGAAAUGCAAUCCCUUUCUGGAUAGAGAUGGGAAAAAUGGAAGUGACGUUUCUGUUCUGUUCAGCUCACCCCUGGGAGAUGCUGCAAAUUUGUAAAAAAUGGAAUCUGUGGUGAAUGUGGUAUAGCUGCAGAAAGAUAACUAUUUUUAAUAGAUACCUGACAUUUGUUGUCUUACCGGGAUUCUAAACCACACCUGAUUUUAGUCCCUAAUUUAAAUCUGUGCCACCAGAUUAAAGAAAUAAAAAGGCAUAUUUGGGGGAGUUAUACUUCACUAUCGCUACUGAUAUGUUGGGUGGUUGGUGAAGAAUUCUACUCCAGAGACUUGGACUAAUUUUAUACUUAAGGUCAAAGAUUUAAUAAGGACUCAGGUAGAAGUUGCAGGUACUAAUGGUUGAUUUUCACCCCAGAUAUGGAAGCUAUGGUAACCUGUGGCCCAGGUAAACUAUUUUUAGAACACUGCUCCCUAGUUAAGUGACAUUGAUCACAGUCCUAAAAGAUGCCAUGAUUAAAUUGGGAACAACGGUCUUUUACCAUUUGGAUCCAAAGUUAGAUGAAGCACAGAGAGAAACAGCUGAUUCCUUCAGAGCCAUUCCAUGCCUAUGGGUCCCAAUCUGGCUGCCUUGUUAGACAAGAAGCACUUCCAUGCUGGACAAAUGAUGGUAGCCAAUAAGGGAUGUUAGAAGCAGGAGCAGGCUGACCCAGUAGAUGGGCUUCUUUAUUGCGGUACUUGUUCCCCUGGACCCAAUUAUCCAGUAAGCACUGAAUUAGUUACAGCACGCUCUUUUUUUUUUUUUUUUUUUUUUAGGUUAGUAUGUACACGCCUACAUUCAUUACAACACCCCAAAACCCCUUAUUAAGUAAUAGAAACACCCGCUGUUAGUAAACCCACCUCUGUCUAUUGCUCAUAGCAUUACACAUACUUUUACCUUGAAAAUACAUUUCUUUGCAACAAUUUGUUGCCAUAAAUCUUUAUCCUCAGCAGUUCCCAGGCGAGGGAGGAAGGGGCUGUGAACAGUUCUCAAGGGAGGCGGGGGAAGGGGCCCUAAACCCAGGCUGGUUCAUGUAGCUGGGAAAGGGAGGGAGGGGAAGAUAACAUUCCUUUUGCUUUCUUCUACACAAAGGGCAUUUUUCUGCAGCCUCAUCUUUAUUAAUCUUUAUGAGCAACAGGGAAGGGAAGAAUCUGGCAACUUGCAUUUUAAACAAAGAAAUACUGAAAAAUUUGCAACUUAUAUAUUAGAAACAAAACUAUUGCCUACAUAUGCCUUUGUCCACUAAUACCAUGUCAGCACAUUAGCAGCUUAUUGUUAUACUUAACCCUAAAAUAUCCCAACAAGGGAAUGUAUCAGAUUCCAAGUUCAGACUGCAGGAUACAUGAAUGCUGAGUCCUGACUCUGUGGUUUCGUGUCUUAGUUUUGCUAUUUAGUCUUAUGCAUUUGUAUCACUUCUCCACCUCCUGCUAGUCUGAAAGAUUAGAAAGUGUGAAAAUAGAGCACAAGUGGGUUUUUCUCAUAAUGCAACCUUCCCACAUAGUGUGAGACCCCCUUCCACCCAUACUUACGGGAGAAGACCCAGGGAGAAAUGAACUCACAGAAAUGAAAGGGUCCUAGGUUAUUGUAGAAGGUGACUUCACACAAAACUCACUGGAUGGAAAUGGGAAUUAAGACAAAACUGCCCUAUAGGUUUAUAUUUUGUAAUCUUUGAAUAAGUUACCAGCGACAAUGAAAUUAAACAUGAAUUAGUGUAACACUGAAAGUUAUCACAUAAUCAGGUUUUCUUCUAGUUCUCUCCUACUAUAUUGGAAAUGGUGGCUAAUCCUGAAAUUAAAACCUCACUCCAAAGGAAUUAGAGUGGGAGAAUAUGUGAGAGAAUUGCAUGAACGAGAAUAGAGACCCAGUAUAGAUUAAUAAUUUCUAUUUCAAAUGGAAUUUAUUUUGAUCAAUUUUCAAAUCAAUCUUCUGUUAAGAGGAAAUUUACUCGAGACAAGAGGUGUAACCUUUUAUCCAGUUAGAGGGUAACAGCCACAGAGUUCUCCAGGUCUCUUGUUUGCAAAGCAAAGAUGUCACAUCAGGCAGGAGAUGUCAGAAUCUAAAAUGGUGAUGGAUGUGUGAUGGUAGCUUUUCUGGGUUGGUGUUUUGUUUUGUUUUUUCAACCAGUUAUUUUUAUAGGUGCUGAGGCCCCUUUUCCUUUUGAGCACACCUGUUUAACCCUCAGGCCUGGCUCUAAGAACAGGAAUACUUGUGGCACCUUGGAGACUAACAAAUUUAUUUGAGCAUAAGCUUUCAUGGGUUACAGCCCACUUCUUGUUACUGAGUGACUAGAGAGGUUGAAGUGUUCUCCUACUGUUUUUUUGAAUGUUAUGAUUCCUGAUGUCAGAUUUGCAUUUAUUCUUUUGUGUAGAGACUGUCCGGUUUGGCCAAUGUACAUGGCAGAGGGACAUUGCUGGCACAUGAUGGCAUGUACCACAUUGGUAGAUGUUCAGGUGCACGAGCCCCUGAUGGCGUGGCUGAUGUGAUUAGGUCCUAUGAUGGUGUCACUUGAAUAGAUAUGUGGGCAGAGUUGGCAUCGGGCUUUGUUGCAAGGAUAGAUUCCUGGGUUAGUGUUUUUGUUGUGUGGUGUGUGGUUGCUGGUGAGUAUUUGCUUCAGGUUGGGGGGCUGUUUGUAAGCGAGGUCUGGUCUGUGUCCCAAGAUCUGUGAGGAAACCUCCUCAGAACUGGCCUUGUGUUUUUUCAUGUUUGAUAUCUUUGGGGUUUACACAUCCAGACUAAAUGCGGUUCACAGCAACAGAUACUUUGAGAAACCUUCUGGGUUAAGCAGGCCUUUUCCAAAUUGACAUAGGCCCAAAGUCUGCCUCAAUUCAGCUGGAUUGGGACACAUCUGUAUCAAAGGAGUGGUUCACUCCUGAUUUGCCCAGAGACCUCGGGGGAGGUGUGGUAAAAUAGGAUAAGUAGGAAUCGACAACAAUGAAGUUAAAGGUAAGGGUGAAAGACCCUCACCUUGCAGGUCAACAAGCCUGUUCUGUUCAUUCCCUCUGACGCAUCUGGCACUGGUCACUCUCAGGCAGCACACUGGGCUAAAUGGACCAUGGUCUGACCCAGUAUGACCAGUCUUGAAUUCUUAUGUAAGCCAUCUACAGCCUUGUCUACACUGGCAAGUUUCUGCUCAGGAAAGCAGCUUUCUGUCAUGUAACUUCUGAGGUGUACGCACUGCCAAGCCACUUAGUGCACAGAAACAGCGCAGUUGUAGGGCUGUAAAAAAAACACCCCAACAAGAGUUGUACAUCUUUCUGUGCCGGGGCUACAGAAGACACCCUGGUGGAUUACAGUGCUGCAAUUUGGCCUCCAGGAGGUGUCUCACAAUCCCUGUUCUCGUUUCUCUGGUCAUCAGUUUGAACUCUACUGCACUACCCUCAGGUGACCAACCAUGAACCCCACAAGCAAUCUCGUGUCAUAGUUACUAUGCAGGGCGAGAUCAAUGUCAAACUCCUCUUGCCUUUGUAGUUUAAGGAAUAAUUCCACUGCCACUCGUGAUGUGUUAGUAAGAGCGAGCAGCAUAUUGGUCAACAGUGUGGGAUCCAUUCCUGCUGCCCGAAGAGGCAGAAUGUGCAGUACACCAAGCAUUGAAAGAUGGUGCCAAAUGUGAACGGAAGCACAGGGAUUUCUGGGAUGAGAAGCAAUGCAUCAUGGGGCAUUGGGACAGGACCUGGGAUGUCCCGCAAGCCCCUCUGUCUUCCCACAACUCUUAGCAGCAUAAGAGGAAGAGAUGCUCAGUGGGAUGCUGAGUACACUGCUCUGAAUACCACUGCAAGUGCCACAAGUGUGAACACGCUAUUGUGCAGGCAGCUGACAGUGUGAACACACAAUAGCACUCAGUGCUCUCUGAGUGGCACUGUAACUCUGCCAAUGUAGCCAUAACAUCAGAGAGACUGACUGCCAGGAUCCCAGGACUGAUCCCCUCUGGGGAAUGAAGCACAAAAUCUACAGGCUAUGCAGCCUUCACUAGUCUCCCUGUACCUGAAAAGCCUGCUAGCCCAACGUGCUGGACCAUCUAUGCCAGUACCUGGUUCCUAAACUGCAGCUACAGUUCCCACUCCAGGUGACUCCAAAGACAGAGAGGUGCAGAGAUCCAACCCCUUAUAAUCUUAGAAACAUUUUGUUCCUUUUUCUAGUUUUUGUCUGUUUGUUUUUAUGAACUUGGAGACCUCCCAGCCUUCUAUUAGAUUGGGGUGUAACAGUGUGGCUCUGUAGGGGUGAGUGUGUGAACACCUCUGAAAUCUACAAAGGGAAGAUGCUAGGAAGAAUAGUUCCCCAAAUCUUAAUAGCCUUAAAACUCUGCCCUAUGAAAUGACUGAAUGCAUGCUCCUCACCCCUCCUGCACCCCCAGCCCCUGUCGCAGCCAGGAGCCUGCACCCAGCACCCAAACUCCUUCCCAGAGCCUGCACCCUCACCCCCUUCCAACACCCCCCCCUCCUGCCCCUGAACUCGCUCCCAGAGCCUGCACCCCUUACCCCCUCCUGCACCCCUGUCCCAGCCUAGAGCCUGCACCCAAACUCCCUCCACACCCCCUCCCAUCCCCAAACUCUCUCCCAGAGACUCCAGCCCCAGUCCAGAGCCAGUAGCCCUCACCCCCUCCUGCACCUCCACCCCUUGCUUCAGUCCGGAGCCUCCACCCCCUCCUGCCACACCCCUCCAAUCCCCAAACUCCCUCCCAGAGUCUGCACCUUUACUCUUAGAUUAAACAAUGUUUAGGGUUUUUUAAAUAUAAACAUUACUAUCACCUGAAUUUUCCCUCUGCUAGCCAGAAUGAACUGAAUUGUGCAGUUUUCUGGAAAGUGCAGAGGCAUUGAAUUUUGAGGAAUUUAAUCACUGUGUUGUGGGUGGAUGUUUUACACUCAUCUCAGUGCAAAAAGUGAAAUACUAAGGCAAUGUCUACAUUAUAGAAUUAUGUCAACCUAACAGUCAUUAAAUCGCUUGUGUGCGCACA